Molecule: messenger RNA, 8199 nt
Organism: Aphis gossypii (cotton aphid)
Lineage: Eukaryota; Metazoa; Arthropoda; Insecta; Hemiptera; Aphididae
Product: zinc finger protein castor homolog 1-like
Exons: 20
Coding region: 947-5887 (1646 amino acids)
Biological process (GO): regulation of neuron differentiation; positive regulation of transcription by RNA polymerase II
Cellular component (GO): nucleus
Molecular function (GO): DNA-binding transcription factor activity, RNA polymerase II-specific; RNA polymerase II transcription regulatory region sequence-specific DNA binding
Source: RefSeq, a predicted model, not a curated record
UUACGUUUCAGUGUCACCUGGCCACCGCACCGGCACCGGCACCCGACGACUACGACGACGACGACGACUAUUAGACUGUUCGUAUACGCGGUACACGACAUACACGCGCCGCGAAAUUAAUAUUAAAAAAAAAUAAUAAAAAGGAGGAAAAAAAUUACGCCGCAGCAGCACGCACGCGGGAUAUACACUACUCGUCGCUCCGCCACCACCGCCGCCGCCGUCGCAGUCGCAAUCGCCGUCACCGUGGUUGUCCGCUGUCGUCCGUCGUCCGUACAGCACUGCACGCGCGCGCGCCCGGCAAGCACACGCGGUCCGACCGACCCCUCUGCCCACCGCCGGACCGACUUACGCAUCACGCGGGGGAGAGAAAAUUUUUUUUGAUAAUUUUCUCGAGAGAUUUUCCUCGAUUUUUUUCUACGCUCCGCCGUGCGACGCGAUUUUUGUUGUUCGAUUUUUUAUUUUAUUUUUUUUUUUUUGGUUUUUUAUCGUGUCAUUUGCUCAAGUAUAAUAAUAUUAUAUAGUAUAUAUAUUACAGUGUUUUUUUUUAAUUCGCAUCGCCGAACACGCGCCCGCGACAUGCCAACGCCGCGUACCGUGAGUUGUGCCGUUCGCCCCUCGUCGACCGUUUCGCGAUUUUUGCGGAUUUUCGCCGAUUCUUAGUUUUGUAUACUUAAAAAAAUAAAAAUUUUGUGUUUUCCGAGUGAAUGAGUGAGUGACGCGCUCGUUAAAACACCAGUAUCUACGCACCUGUAUAUAUUAAUUUUGACAUUUACGAACGGAUUUUUUUUAGUAAUAUUUAUUUGUUGUUAUUUAUUUUAAUUUUUUCGUUUUUUUUUGCGGUAAAACCGUAUAAAAAUUUCACUGUUAAAAUUCUCACUGUUUGUGCAAGUGUCGUGGACGCAGGAAGUGUACGUGAUCGUACACCACGAUCGGCUGUAACUGUUGAAUGGUGACAAUGGCCGAUACGGGAUUGUUGGCUGCACCGGCGGCGGCGGCAGCCCGGCACAGCAAAGUGCAAACGCCGCCGCUGGGCGUGUUCUCGUCGGCCGAGGACACGGAUUCGGAGGCGGAAGCCGACCGGACCCGCGACGAGGAAGACGACGACGACGACCACCAGCAGCAACACAACCACCGUCUCCACAACCAGCAGCAGCAGCGCCAGCACCAGCAACAGCAACACCGCCGCCGACAGCGUCAGCUGCAGCAGCAGCAACAGCAACAGCAGCCGGUGUGCCUGGCGGCCCGGUCCAACGCGUCCGCCGCCGCCGUCAUCAGUCACAACAUCAACAACAACAACAACAACAUCAACAACAAUCACAGCAGCACGCGGAACAAGCGGAAAAACUUUCAGCCGCGCAACAUCAGCUACACGCAGGACGCGGCCGAGGACGGCGGCGACGGGGGCGCCGGCGGUGACUCGGCCGCGGCCGGCGGCGACUCCUCGACCGCGGCCGCGGUGCUCGACCUGAGCGCGUGCACCGGAUCUACCGUGGCCAAGCGGCCGCGCGUCGACGACGGUUCGGCGCCGAUGGACCUCACGUGCGCCGUGCCGCAGCCGGCCAAUCAGCUUCCGCCGGCGGCGGGAGCGGUGCCGGCCGACAAGCGCCCGUCCACCGUCGCCGCGGCGGCCGCGGUCGCCGCCCACGGAGUUCAGCACCUGCUGGCGGCCGCGGCCGCGGCGGCUGGCCACCACGGGCACCAUCAGCCGCACGACGCCACUGACUUGAAGGAGUACGCUCAGAACACGGUCCGCGAGCUGCUGGAAAUCUACGGGCUCAACACGGACGUGGCAGACGCCAUCACCAACAACGUGCCGAUGGUCAACUUCUCUACCGGUCGUAUAUUGGAAUCAUUGGCUGCCAGAGGCGUGGGUCUGUACCCAGCUCUGGGUCUGCCGUUGCUCGCGGCCCAACACCAAAAACCGGCUAGCGUCUCGUCUGCUAGUCCGCGGUCCAGCCCGGCAAAUUCGGCUCCGUCUUCGCCUACACAAAAGCACGUCUCACCGUCUGUCAUCGUACCCUUGCCUCCGACACACAGGGACACAGCCAGUACCACAGCUGCGAUGACGUCACUAGGCAUUCAGACCCUGUCGCCGCACUCGGCAGUCACCGCUCCGCUCACGGUGCCGACACCGACCUACGCCAAUGCCCAAGAUAACGGAAUAUCAAAACGAUCCCUGAGUCCGUUGGCGCUGACGACUUCUAGAACUGAAUCUCAGACGACCGGAGUUUCCUCGAUCGCUUCGGCCCUCAAUAACGUCACCAUGGUGUUACAAGGGGCAUCGUCAAACAUUGGCGGCAGUGGUGGAGGUAGUGGGUGCUCAACACCGACCAGUGGCGAUUACUCGCGUUACGUGAGGAGGUUCAGUAGCUGUCAAGAAUGUGGAUCAGCCCGGUGUAGAGAUUUGAAUUACAGAGAGCACUUCCAUUGUCUCGACUGCAACUCAAGAGUGUUCGUCAAGAAAGAAGAAAUGAUCAGACACUUCAAAUGGCACAAAAAGAGGGACGAGAGCUUGCAACACGGUUUCAUGAGAUACUCGCCAAGCGACGACUGUUCGGACAGAUAUCAGGGAUGCAGUCACAACCGCAAGCAAACACAUUAUCAUUGCAUUCAAGGUACCUGUGAUAAAGUCUAUAUAAGUACGUCCGACGUACAGAUGCACGCAAACUAUCACAGAAAAGAUUCAGCCAUAAUACAAGAAGGGUUCCAAAGACUUAGAGCCACGGAAGAAUGUCGAACACCGUACUGCGCGUUCUACGGUCAGAGAACUACACAUUUUCACUGCAGACGUGAUCACUGUCAGUUUACGUUCAAAAACAAAGCUGACAUGGAAAAACAUAAGACCUAUCACAUCAAAGACGAACAAUUGGCGAGAGACGGUUUCAAAAAGUUCAUGAAACCGGAUCCCUGUGGAUUUUCCAACUGUCGGUUCUCGCAGGUGUGCAAUCACAUCCACUGCGUGCGGGACGGAUGCAAUUACGUUCUGCACUCCAGCGGACAGCUGCUGAGUCACAAGCGGAAGCACGAGCGCAAAGACAGCGAAAUCGCGUACCGAAAGUUCAAGCUGGCCCAGCAGGCCGUGAUGAACAUGGCCGGAAGUGGCGGCGGUGCCGGCGUCGUCGGCGGCGUAGUGGUCGGCGGCGGCGUUGGCGUCGGCAACCCGCCGGAACAGGUCAGCGACGACGAAUGGGUGCCGUGGGACGGGAGGCGCGUGUCCCACGGUGCGGGGGCCGCGGGCGAUUCGCAAAUGAACGAGUUGUCGAUAUCGCCCAGCAGCUCGCUGCAGUUCCUCCACCAGCAGGCCAACUCGCUGGCCUCGCUGUCCGCGCUCGCCGCGCAGGCCGGCGACGCGGCCAGCUACAGCAACAGCUCGAGUGACGGCGGCGGCGGUCCCAUGUCGCCGCUGUCCUCCACGCCGCGGGCCCAGUCCAAGAUGAGCGGUGGCCACGGGUUCUUCACCGACAACUCGUCUACCGGCGUCGCGGACGGCGGGUCGCCCGAAGACGUGGAGAUGUGGCCCAGAUACCUGACCCGGUUCAAACCAAACACGUGCACCGGCGGUUCUGGUUGCGCCAUGUCCGACAUCGACCAUUUCCACUGCAAAGAGCCCAACUGCGAAUCGCCCGUCAAGACUCAAGACACUGCCGAAACGCACGCUCGCAAUCACGACAACCAAGAACGGAUCAAUGAGAGUUUUUACCCGGGCGGGCCGGUCUACUGUCAGGACACGUGCCCCAAGGACCAACAUUUCCAUUGCGUUUUGGAAGGAUGUUACGAGGCUGUACUGCCGUCCGAACGCGGUGAGCACAUCAAAAGCCACGAAAUCCCGUACGGUCAAUACAAUUCGUUAGACGCUCUGUUCAGGAGAAAACGAGGUCGACCGCCAAAGAACCGAGUGAUCGAAGUGUGGAACGACUACGCGGGAGGGUCCACCGGCGAUUCCCCGCAGGCCAUAUUCACUAGUUUCAAAUUGCCCAAGCCCUCGCAAUCGUCGGGACAGUCGCAACAGUCGGAAGAUGCGGAAGUGCCCACCCAGACCACUCUGGAACAACACUGUUUCGAAGAAUAUCGUUACGGUUGUCCGGACAAUCUCUGUAAGUACACCAGCGAAGGCGUCGCGUUGCACUAUCACUGUCGUCGGCCCCGAUGCUUUUUUGCCACAGACAACGACGAAGAGUUACAAGCGCAUUCCACGCAUUUUCAUGACAACGUCACCAUCAUGGAGGGAUUUUUGUUCUUCGACCGAUCGGUGGAUUGCCGCCUAGAGACGUGCCCUAACAAUACGAUCAACAAGCAUUUUCAUUGCGUGAGAGCUGGAUGCGGUUACUCGUUCACCAGAUACACUCAGAUGGCUCAACAUUUAUUACAGCAUCAGGCAACUGCUGGUUUGCAGAUUUCUGAGAAAUUAGAAACUCAAAUCAAAGAAGAGGUCAAAGAAGAGGUCAAAGAAGAGAUCUUGUCACCAGCGAGGCCCCAAGCUACUCCUUCGCCGUCUGAUUCGGCUACGAGCCAACGAUCGACAACGGUGGUGAAGGCUUCGGGCACUUUCUACCCUAUGAGCGGCCUAUCGAACGCUAAGAGUUCCUCUCCAAACUUUUCAGACCCUGCAACCCUGACAGAAAAAACAAAAACAGAUUCCAGUUUGAGUAUCGAACCGGUCGUGACUAUUCAGGUUUUACCAGAGUGGAUGAGUUUAGAACGACACGAGAAGUACGGACCAGAACAACCCUGCAGUCGCGCUUUCUGCAAGCUCAAACGAAAAGAACAUUAUCACUGUAACGCGUGCAAUCAGGCUUUCUCGGAAUUGGACAAACUCAAGCCGCACAUCAUCAAACACACUCCGGGCGCCUUACCUACGUUUAUGCAAAAAACCGAGAACAACAAUAACAACAACAACGAUGACACCGAAGAGAUCGCACAGCAUCCACCCGCACUGACAAUGAUGCCGAUCUCGAACGACAGCAACUCAUCGGCCGCCGGUAUGCCGCACUCUCCGUAUCCGCCGGGAUUCGGUGCAGCCAUGGCAGCCGCUAUGGCAAACCAACAGUUCGCGUCUCUAAUGACGUCCCAAGGGUUGCCUUUCAUGCCGCACGCCAUCCAAGCCAUGUACUCGUCACCGACAAGUCUGAUGUUCGCGCCACCGCCCGGCUUCAAUCACCACCAGUCCUUGUUGGCGGCGGCCGGCCACAACGGGCUACUGAACCACCACCGGGCCGGCGAGGCGGCCGGCGGCAGCGACGGUACGGCCGCCGCGGCGCCGCACCACCACGUCAAUCUGCCGGUGUCGCCGUCGCGGGACAUGAGCCCGGAAAUGAGGAAGGCCCGUGUCCAGAACUCGAUGCGCAUCCUCAAGGACGAACCGGUUCCCGAGGGAUACCUGCGAUUCAGGUUCAACGAGGACUGUCAUUACGCUCAUUGCGGCUACAGGGAACACCAGACGCACUUCCACUGCAUGCGACAGGACUGCGGUUACAGUUUUUGCGACAAGACCAGAUUCGUGCAGCACACGGCUAGACACGAGAGACUCGACACUCUGAUGGGAGGCGACUUCCAGCAGUACAGGGCCAACGUGUCGUGCGGACGAGCCGAGUGCACUUACAUCUCUGCCAUAAGUACCGGCCAGAACAAGGCGUCGCACUUCCACUGUCUCAAGUGCGAGUUCGUGUGCACGGACACCAACAAGGUGGUGGCUCACCGGCGCCAGCACCAGAAGCUCGACUCCAUCAUGGCCGCGGGCUUCGAGAAGUUCACGCCGGCGCAGGCCUGCGGUCAGCCCGGCGGUUGCGUGCACUCGGGCAAGCAGACGCACUACCACUGCUUGAGCUGCCAGUACGCCGUCCUGGGACUGUCCCAGAUGACGGCCCACAAGUACCGGCACAUGGAGUGAUCACGCGCGCAGAUCUUCUGCCGGCCACGUCUCUCUCGCCGACGCUCGGCAGCGAUGUCUAUAUCACGUGUAUAUAUCAGUUCCUAUAUAUAGACAUAUGAUAAUAUGAUAUAUUUAAUGUACGCGUGUUCGAUGUCGAUAUGUAGCGAUGUAAAAGCGUACAUAUCGCGCAAACGACGGACGCGGCGAUAAAAAAUUCGUUGUUAAAAAAAAAAAAAGAAAAUAUUGUUAUGAUAUAUAUAAUAUAUAAAUAGUAAUCGAAUUUUUUAGUAUAUUUUCGCGAUGUAUAUAUAUGAUUUUUUUUUUCGUUUUUUUUUUUUUUUGUUCUAUAAUAGCGUUUUGUUUAUAUUUUGUAUACACACACACACAUACACAGGGUGUACCUAUGUAUAUAUAUACACACGCGCUCGCGGUACAGUGUCGAUAUAUAAUUUUAAGUAUAUAUUAUUAUUACCUAUAUUGUUGUAAAUAUUAUAUAUAUAUAUAUAUAAGUAGAGAGAGAGAGAGAGAAAGGGGAAAAAAUAUUUAAAAUAAUAUUAUAUAAUUUAUUAUGUAUAUCGUACCAUAUUAUAUUUAACUAUAGUAUUGCCUAUUACAAUAUUACGAGUAAUAUUGUGUACGCCGUACAGGUAUGAUAUUAUCAUCGUUUUUUUUUUUUUUGAUUGUAUAAACGCUCAAUCGUAUUUGAAAACUAUAUAUAUAUAUUUUAUAGUUAAGUCGACGACAGUAGGUACGUCUUUUUGUAUAGAGGUGACCGCCACUCUCUUACCCCAUCCCUCACACCGCACAUAAACACACGCGCGCACGCUCCCACCCCCAAAGACUCUGACUCUGACCGCGGUAUACGUCCGUCGCGAGCGAUCAAGUCGUACGGGCGUAGGGAGGUUUAACGUCACGACGACGUAUGACACCCCUAAGCGCGGUCCCACAGCAUGUACCCGCGAGUUAUUAUAUAUAUUAUAUAAAGUUAUAUAAAUACAUUUUUUUUUUUUUUUUGAGUCGAUCACUAUCUUUAUUAUUAUUAUUAUUAUAUUUUUUUUCUAAAACUAGUCUCGCUUAUUAUUUCUAUUAUUAUUAUUAUUAUUAUUAUUAUUUUAUUAUUAUUAAUCAACUUCAAACAGACCAAGUUCUCGUUUUGUAAUAUUAUUUUUAUGUACAUAUUAUUAUAUUUUAAUAUACACUUACCUAUUAAUAUUAAAUUUUGAAUCGUGUAACUUAUUUUUGGAAACGGUUCCUCCCACCUCGUUUGGCGGUUUCAUUAUUUUUUUUUUCUUUUGUGAUAUUGAUUUAUUAUUAUUAUUAUUUGUACAAACACCACUCUCCCCGACACAACCUCCCCCCCACGAAAAAUCGGUGUAAAUAAAAUAUUUUAAUAUACACACCUAUUAUUUAUAUAUAUAUAUAGAUUUAUAGCUAAUAGGUAAUUGAAGUGAAUUACAACGUGUACAAGCGUGUGUGCGCGGGGCGGGCAAACAAAAUAUAUACGGCGUACGAGUGAUCUACAUAUUAUUAUAUAGGUAGUAAAAUUAUAAAACAUUCGUAAUUUAUUAUAAUAUUCAUAUAAUAUUACGUCUUACGUUAUUAUAAUAUUAUCGAUCGAAUAACGCCAUUUCAUAGAGAUCUUAUUGUAUCGUAAUAUUGAGUAUAAUAUAGUGCCUUGCUUUAAUAACAAAAUUACAAUAAUAAUGAUAUGACGUUUGGUGUAUUAUAUUUUAUCAUUGCGUAUUGGGUUUUCUUUAGAUCUAACUAAUAUUACCUAUCAGUAUCAUCGUCGUAAUAAUAGAGUGUAAUGUAGCAGGGGGGUUUCACAUACACGAACGCGUAAAAUCGUCUCCUUUGGUCUUGGGGGUGGUUGAUAAUAUUAUUGCAAGCGCGGAAGUCCGUCGCCGAAAACCGCGUGUGCGCAGAGCGAUGUUAUCGUUGACGCACCGACACUAAGAAUUUUACCCGCGUCUCGUGUCGUCGAUUUGUUUCCGGUGUACUACUACACCCCCACGGCCAUACUUACCUUCAAUACGUAGGUUAGGUGUACCUACGUAAACACUCGCGGUUGAAGCUGACUAGCACGCGCCACAUUACCUACGAAGUGUUCCACAGCCCCUCUCGAAAAAUGUCUCGUAUUAAAUUAAUUUUUUAAACGGUCGGUGACCUCCCUAUUCCCGCCAUGUCAGCACCGUCCCGAUCGUCCGCCGAAAAAUGCACAGCUGGGGGACGAUCGCUGUGGAUUUCAUCGGAGGGAAUACAAAUUUUAAACGACGAGAGCGUGAAAAAAAACGGAUGAAAUUAAAUAAAAAAAAAAAAAAAAACAAUAA